UACAAAUUAUCGACUCCCAUUACCAUCCAACCUUUUAGAGAUCGAAGGCAAUCUCCAUGGCUUUCACCAUUGCUUCCACCUCCCUCUCAACCAGGGGAGAGUUGGCCACGAAGUUACCUUCUGUGGGAAGGAGCAAUAAUCCAAGGUAUUUGUUGAGAAGCAGCCAUGGAUUGAAGCUUAAAGCAACUAAAGGAGGUGUAUCAAGUGUCUGUGAACCACUUCCCGCUGACAGACCUAUAUGGUUCCCAGGAAGCUCUCCUCCUGAAUGGCUUGAUGGCAGCCUUCCUGGAGAUUUUGGGUUCGACCCACUCGGCUUAGGAUCUGAUCCAGAAACACUGAAAUGGUUUGCACAAGCUGAGCUGAUGCACAGCAGAUGGGCGAUGCUGGCAGUUGCGGGAAUUCUUAUCCCAGAAUGGCUCGAAAGCCUGGGGUUUAUCGAAAACUUUUCAUGGUUCGAUGCUGGGUCAAGAGAAUACUUUGCUGACCCAACCACAUUAUUUGUAGUGCAAUUAGCUUUGAUGGGUUGGGUGGAAGGUCGAAGAUGGGCUGACAUGGUCAACCCAGGGAGCGUUGACAUCGAACCUAAUUUUCCCAACAGGAAGAAACCAAAGCCGGAUGUCGGGUACCCUGGUGGGUUGUGGUUUGACCCGUUCAUGUGGGGAAGAGGGUCGCCGGAGCCAGUGAUGGUUCUUAGGACGAAGGAGAUCAAAAACGGCCGGCUUGCAAUGCUGGCGUUUACAGGUUUUGUAUUCCAAGCCAUUUACACCGGACAAGGUCCCCUUGAGAACCUAACGGCACACCUUGCAGAUCCUGGUCAUGUCAACAUUUUCUCGGCCUUCAGCACCCAGAUUCAGUGAUCGAUGCUUUGGUUACUAGCCUUCCUUCAAUCACAGUUUUUGUAAACUUGUAUGUUUUGAUUGAGUUAACCAAGUAGUUAAAACUGUUUCAAAUUUAAUCUCAUAUCUGUAUACAUAUGCUUUGCU
This is a messenger RNA of Lactuca virosa, 983 nucleotides long. The record is from the annotation of a GenBank genome assembly. Lineage: Eukaryota; Viridiplantae; Streptophyta; Magnoliopsida; Asterales; Asteraceae.